CCAACUAUUAAUUUGAAAUAUACAGUGGGCUCUCCCUUUUGUCUCCUCGAAAUGUCAUUUUCAUCGAUAUCACUGAAAUGUCAAUCUAAUUCUUCAUAUUUUUUCGAAAAUAUUUCACGCAGCCAAAAGUGAUGAUUCUUCGAAGAAAAUGAAUUCUAAUACGAAAAGCGACGAAAAAUAUCCACUGCUAUAUUUAAUUGUAGACAAAGAUGAUGGAGGAUCCAAAAACAAUAAAAAAUUUUUCGACAGAAGAUCUGGGAUUACAGUGGGAGCUUCUAAUAUACUGGAACAAUGGCCAGGAUACCUCAGUACCUGCUGGGUUUCAUCUCUGGUAUUCAUCCUGGCCAUCCUGUCGAUGUUCGUCUUACUCAUGACCGCACUAUCCACGUACAAGUUCCACCGCAUACCAAGAUGUAUCAUCGGCGACAACCCAAUGUUAGACAACAGCACCAUCCACCUGGUGCACGGAUCUGAUCCGUGGAACCAACAGCAGCUGGACAUGGUGGAGAAGAUCAUCCAGGUCUUCCCCAACCAUAGGAUCCAUCUGAUAAUGAUCAAGAGACAGACGUUCCCGACCGUGUUCGAGGAGGUGGAGGCCACCACCAAGAUCGAGAGACCUAGCCCAGUCCCCCCAUCUACCGUGGUCACAGCGUCGAGCAGGAAGCUGCUGAGGCUCCUCGACGACCCGCUGGACAAGACCAGCAGCCUCUUUGGUAAGGAUGACAUGGCUAGUGACUUGACCAGCGAUUCUCUUUUCGGCUGGCCAUUUUUUGACCCAAGAGACUUCAUCAACACGUUCCUGAAACGAUCGAUACGAAGGCCGAUGAAGAGCAGGUCGACCACCGUUAGACCGACCAGGGUGACCAACAUAGCGGCGCUGCUUCUUAGGUACCCUUCGAUUUUCGUCGAGACCUUCACCUUCGAAGGAGUGUUUGAGAAAUCACCCUUAUUUUUGACAUGGCACCAUUUGAACGACGAAACUAAGAUAUUCGCCAUCAGGGUGCUGCAGUUGUGGCAGUAUGGCGGCCUCUCCUUCGAUUUGGUGCGGACCAAGAACAUGUCCGAGGUCUAUUCCCCCACCACGGAGAAUUUCCUGGUUACCACUGACCGUGUCAGGACCAAACUUGUGAAUGGCACCGCUUUGAAAGAGGCCAAAAAGGAGAUGCAAGAAAAAGACAACGACGAUUCCAACACUUAUGUAGAUUCGUUGCUCUACCUCGGAUAUUCCAAUUUUCAAAUGAUACCUGGUGGCAUCGUUACUUUAGCUGAGAAUGGAUGUCAUAUGGAGACAAAGUCGGCUUGCCAUUCAUUCUUCGGAGAAAUAUUGCUCAAUUUGAAGUACGCAAGUAGACUGACCACCCCUGAAGAUGUCAUAAAGGGAGCGUUGAAAUUUUUUUUAAACCCUCCCCAUAAAAGUUAUAGGAAACCAUGAGGAUGUAUAAGUAGUAGUAGAUGUGGGGUGAUUUUCUAUGUUUUCAACAUAUGUAUAAUAUAUUUACUUAUUUA
Messenger RNA from Harmonia axyridis, 1506 nucleotides. RefSeq lists its product as uncharacterized. The transcript has 3 exons. NCBI's taxonomy places the organism in Eukaryota, Metazoa, Arthropoda, Insecta, Coleoptera, Coccinellidae. The coding region runs from base 149 to 1432 and encodes 427 amino acids. The record is from RefSeq and is a predicted model, not a curated record.